GUUUCCCUUCGGCUGGUGCCCUAAGCCCACCACCUCCAGGGGUCUCGGUCACCCCGUUCCCUACUCACCCGACUUCCUGCGUCUGCUCUGACCCCGGUGUCGGACGAGGAGGACGAGGGGCAGCAGGACGAAGGCCACCGAGACCCCGAUCAGGACGUUCAGGCAUUGAGGUUGUAUCUAUAUCCUGGCUACUGUGAAUAAUGCUGCAGUGAACAUAGGAGUGCAGCUAUCUCUCCGAGAUCGUGGUUUCAUCUGCUUUGGCUAUAUACCCGGAAGUGGAAUUGCUGGAUCCUAUGGUUUCCCUUCGGCUGGUGCCCUAAGCCCACCACCUCCAGGGGUCUCGGUCACCCCGUUCCCUACUCACCCGACUUCCUGCAUCUGCUCUGACCCCGGUGUCGGACGAGGAGGACGAGGGGCAGCAGGACGAAGGCCACCGAGACCCCGAUCAGGACAUUCAGAAAACAAUUUCUGUGCAUCAUAAACCCCAGAUGUGAGCUCCAGACACGGUCCAAAUACGCCAUCAAAUGCCGCGAGCCCGAUGCUGGCUUUCAAGCUGGACGGUCAGAAGAUCAAUGGUUCCCGCCCAAGGAAUGGCAGAGGAAUUGCGAUUCAGGACAUUCAAACUAUGGCAAACCACAGUCAAGUCCAGAGAACAAGGAAGAGGAAUGUUACUUUACAGAGAAAAAGGAGGAAGCUGGAAGGGGCUGCUUUGACUGAAAGUCCCUUGGAGAAAACCAAGAGGUGGGCCGAGCCAAAUCACAUGAGCCCUAAAAGCAGAGGAGCUUUUCUGGCUGGAGGGAGGAGGGAGAUGGGGCAGGCCUGCAAAUCAGGGACACCUGAAGCAUAAGAGGGGCUCAACUUACCGUUGCCAGAGGACAGACACAGGGAAAACACCGGAAGGAUGCAGGCAGCCUCUUGGAGCAGACCAGCCCCCAGCUGACAGCUCAGCAGGCACUGGCACUCGGUGAUGUCAUGACCUUUCUGUGGACGAGUGGCUCCCGGCAGGGAUAUUCAUCCCGGGAACUCUCCAAAGCAGGGUGAGAGCUGCCCCUCCGAGGUCACAUCCAUCCUUUUGCUGGUCUUACUGCCUGACCUUGUCUGUUUUUCUCUCUCUCUUUCAAGCCCACACAUACUCCCUCAACAGCUGCAAUCUGGAAGAAAUUAUUCUUCUACACAGCCAGACUUCCCCAGUUUCAGGAAAUUCCAGGCUGGCAGGGGGAGGGGCCGAGCUGGGGGCCGCCCUGUCCAUCCAUCCAUCCCCCGCCCCGUCUGCCGUGUUCUCUGGGCGGGCGCACACCCAGUGCCAGCCUCCUCCCCUGGCCCACACUCAGCCCGGAGGGGCCUCAGCUUUUCCACCGCUACUUCCUAGUCCUUUAAAUCCUAGAGGCAAACUUUUGGGGGAUAAGGAAGGCUGGGAGGGACCUACGCCUUAACCCUCUCUGCCCCAGACACACUGAGCUGCACUGGGCGUGACUCUGCGCCCCUUUGGGCUCCUACCAUGGCCCCCGAGAGGGGCUGACACUUCAGAUCCCGGUGCAGGUGAGAUCCCGCCCGGAGGAAGAAGGAAGAAGGCGCGGGCCUGGGACUGGGAGGCGGAGGCGGGCUCCGAACCAAGAAGACGGGGUUCCCAGCUUGAGCCGGAGCCUGAGAGUUUGCCUGCCUGGUUCAGCGGGGACCACGAGAUGCCGGUCCUGAAGCAGCUGGGCCCCGCGCAGCCCAAGAAACGGCCGGAGCGCGGCGCUCUGUCCAUCUCCGCGCCGCUCGGCGACUUCCGGCACACUCUGCACGUGGGGCGCGGCGGCGACGCCUUCGGAGACACUUCGUUCCUGAGCCGCCACGGCGGCGGGCCACCCCCUGAGCCCCGGCCGCCGCCCGCGGGGGCCCCGCGCUCCGCGCCGCCGCCCGCCGUGCCGCAGCCCCCGCCGCCCGCCCUCCGCGCGCCAGCGCCCGCCGACCCGCUGCUGUCCUUCCACCUGGAUUUGGGCCCCUCCAUGCUGGACGCAGUGCUGGGCGUCAUGGACGCGGAACGCCCGGGCGCCGCUGCCGCCAAGCCCGACGUGGACCCCGGCCCCGGGGCGCAGCACCCUAGGGCCCGUUGCCUCCCCAACGCGGACCUCGAGCUGGACGACGUCAUCGGCCUGUAGGCACCCCCAUUCCCUGCGCCCUUACCGUCCAGCUCCCCACUUCUUUAUACAUAAACCGACAAGGUCUGUG
Lagenorhynchus albirostris (white-beaked dolphin) is the source of this 2214-nucleotide messenger RNA. RefSeq names its product CDC42 effector protein 5 (gene CDC42EP5). Bases 1683 to 2144 code for a protein of 153 amino acids. Lineage: Eukaryota; Metazoa; Chordata; Mammalia; Artiodactyla; Delphinidae. The transcript is spliced from 9 exons. The record is from RefSeq and is a predicted model, not a curated record.